AACACGAAUUAUGGCUGACGCAAACGACUACGCAUUUAGAGUUGUUUAUUUCGGUGAUUUAGAAGAAUGCAAAGAUUACUUUAAACGCAAUUCGUCUUUCAACAUCAAUGUUCGUAAUGAGCAGGGCGAAACAUUAUUGAUUCAUUGUGUGAAACGUUUGCAAACGAAAUGGACAGCAUUGUUUGGCGGAGAAUUUCGAAAAAUAUGCAAAAUUUUGAUCGACAAAGACAUCGAUGUAAACGUACGAGACAAAGCAGGAAAGACAGCAGCAAAUUAUGCUGCUGAACUACAACAGUUGGAAAUAUUAAGAUUGAUCAUUCAGAAAGGCGCACGUCUUGAUAAAGCAGUACUUGACUGCGUCGUUCAAAAUGAGGAGUGGUUGCUAUCCAUUUGCGCAACACUUGGUUUAGAACGCAACAACGAAAGUAUUUUCAACCAAAGUAAAGAGAACAAUGGUGAAGAAGUGAAAAGAAAGAUUUUUCAUCAUUUGCUCGAGCAUACCAAUAAUAUUUCAAGUACUCUUUGGAUGUGCAAGUUAUUUCCAGAAAUCAUAGACGAAAAGAACAAGGAGGGUUUAACAGCUGUUCACAUUGUGGUCAUAUUAAAUAAAAUUGAGGCAUUGCAAAUUCUCCUCGAGUUUCAGCCAAAUUUAGAGCUAGCUGACAACGAAGGACACACCGCUCUUCAUUUUGCCGUAGGUUAUGGACAUAUUGAUUGUAUGUGGAAAUUGCUUGAUGGUGGAGCAUCGAUUAAUUGUCAAGAUAUAGGAGGCGCAACACCGCUGCACACUGCUAUUAUUCAAGAUUCAAAACAAGAUAAAAGAACAGAUAUAGUGAAACAUCUACUGGACUCUGGAGGUGAUCCUACUACAGUUGAUAAGAAUGGUCGUUUGCCUCUCCAUUGGGCAGUUAAUGCAGGUAAAGCAAACGUCUGCAAAUUGCUGAUGGUUAAAGGAUCACCUGUUAACUUACGAUGCAAUAAUGGACAGACAGCAUUGCAUGUAGCGGCUAGUCAGGGACAUAUUGAGUGUAUCGAAGUGUUGAUUAUGGAAUGUGGAGCAGAUGUGGAUAUAGAGGAUUCAUGUGGAUACACGCCAUUGUUUAAUGCAAUCGUCUCAAAGCAUUAUGAAUGUGCAGAGUUGUUACUUUAUCAUGACGCUAAUCCAAACCACCAAAACAAGAAUGGUUACAGCGCAGGGCAUCUGGCUGCAUCGAAAGGCCUGAGAGAAGGCUUAGAAGUUCUUGUUAAAUACAAAGGUUCAUUAGAACUAAAGAAUAAAGCUGGUGACACACCGUUGCACGAAGCAGCCAUAUUUCAACAGAUAGAUGCAGUUCUCUACUUAUUGAGAUGCAGCUGCUACAUAAAUUCUCGAAACAAUAAAGAUUUUACGCCGUUACAAUUGGCUGCAUCAGUAGGAUCAGUUCCGAUCUGCAAAAAUCUCAUGGAUGGAGGUGCAUCCAUUAAUCUUAUUAACACACAAUGCAAGAAUGGCAAAUAUAAGUUUGUCAGUGCAGUUGACUUGGCCGAGUUAAAUAAAAACAACAAUUGUGUGAGAUAUCUUCGAGAUCACGGUGGCGUGACAGGAAAGAAAAUAGUCACGUCAGCAGCAAAGAAAAUUCAAGAAUGGUGGCGACGAGGGAAAUGGUCGAAAAGUAAAACUAAACCUGAAAAUUAUGAAGAAAAUUCAGAUAAUAUGACUGACGCACCAAGGAGAAAAGUUGACAUUUCUCAAUUAAUUAUUACUAAGAAAAUGAAUGAUAAAGAGAAUGGCAAAACAAAAAAAAUCCUACCUAAAGAACCCAGGCAAAUUAUGUUAAAACAGAAACAAGUAGCACUGAAUAAAACACGUCCUUUUGUGGAUGAUAAUCCAACGAAUGAAAACAAUGAGACUGAAACCAAUGAAUUUAGAAGUAAUAGAGCAGCAGACAGUGAAACUUGUCCAAACUCUCUGAAGGUUAAAAAACCCUUGGAAGAAAUUAUAGAAAAACCUUUAAAUGAACAUUCGGAAAGUUUAAAGGAAGCAAAAUCUGGUUAUUAUCGAUGGGAGAAGGGUCGCAUAAACAUACCAACUAUUAGAAUUGAGCGAGUUGUAGAAAUGUCAAAUAAUACCUUGCAAGAAUCAACAGUCAAAAAUAGCGCUAAUAUAAAGGAAGGUAAUGAACAAACUGAGAGCGUCGACUUAAGUCAACAAUAUAGUACAGAUUCUUUGCAAGAAUCAACAGUCAUAGAUAACGUUGAUAUAAAGGAAGAAGAUGAAAAGACAGAAAUGGUCGACAUAAGUCAACAAUAUAGUACAGAUUCUUUGCAAGAAUCAACAGUCAAAAAUAGCGCUAAUAUGAAGGAAGGUAAUGAACGAACUGAGAGCGUCGACAUAAGUCAACAAUAUAGUACAGAUUCUUUGCAAGAAUCAACAGUCCUAGAUAGCGUUAUAUAAAGGAAGUAGAUGGUACAGAUAGAAGUAAAGAUUUUCCCAUCUCACCAAGAAAAACGGAUAAACAAAAUAUCAUAAACAGUUUUGGAGGUCAUCGAUAUUCAAUAUCAAAAACAGAAGAAAGCAUAAAAGAAAUGAAAGAAAUGUUGCAGAUUGAAGUUUUAAAAAAGGAGAAAAUCCGUCAAGAACUUGAUUUUCUGGUGAAGAACUUCGCUCAUCGCAGUGGCGAGCUUGAAAAACGGCUGCAGAUAAUUGACGAAAAAAUCAAAAGGUUGUGACGAAAUCAAACUUUGUAAGACUAUUCAAUCGAAUUAAUUAUUAUAUAAUGUAAGAAAAAUUUAAUCGAUGUACUUAGCUCUCAAGUUUCCAUUGCAUGACGGUAUUGUCUUUUCCUCCUGUGCUAAUAAGAUGGGAAUCCUUGACUAGGAAUCUAA
Molecule: messenger RNA, 2865 nt
Organism: Xenia sp. Carnegie-2017
Lineage: Eukaryota; Metazoa; Cnidaria; Anthozoa; Malacalcyonacea; Xeniidae
Product: inversin-like
Exons: 10
Coding region: 11-2434 (807 amino acids)
Molecular function (GO): protein binding
Source: RefSeq, a predicted model, not a curated record